CAGGUGAUUCCCGGUCGCGUUUGGUCGGUGCUGAGGACUCGCCGCCGCCGCCGCCGCCGCCAUGUCCGGGCUCGCGCUGCUGUAUUCGGGACUGGGGCUGACCGCGGCCGCCACCAUCACCGGCAUCGGAAUCUGCUACACAAUAUUUGACCUUGGCUUCCGUUUCGAUAUAGCAUGGUUCCUGACAGAGACCUCGCCGUUCUUGUGGUCCAACCUGGGCAUUGGGCUGGCCAUCUCAUUGUCAGUGGUGGGUGCUGCCUGGGGCAUUUACAUUACUGGAUCCAGCAUCCUCGGCGGUGGUGUCAAAGCACCUAGGAUCAAAACCAAAAAUCUGGUCAGCAUCAUCUUUUGUGAAGCUGUGGCCAUCUAUGGAAUCAUCAUGGCCAUCGUUAUCACCAACAUGGCUGAGCAAUUUACGGGCAGAACCCCUAAGGAGAUUGGCCCCCAGAACUACCAUGCAGGUUACUCCAUGUUUGGGGCAGGCUUGACUGUGGGCCUCUCCAAUCUCUUCUGUGGUAUAUGUGUGGGCAUUGUGGGCAGUGGUGCAGCAUUGGCAGAUGCCCAGAAUGCCAGCCUCUUUGUCAAGAUCCUCAUCGUGGAAAUCUUUGGCAGUGCCAUCGGACUCUUUGGAGUCAUCGUGGCUAUCCUGCAGGUGUCUAAAGUGAAAAUGGGCGACUAAGCCCUUUGCCACCAGCCUGUCUGCCAGCUGCAGACUCUGUACAUAUUUAUUUAAUGUCUUCUGUUGGCUUGGGAUGGAGCUUGGUGUAUAAAUUUAUUCCCGUGAUCUUACCCUGCGAUGCCAUGGAAGAACCUGACCAAUUGAUGUGUGUGUGAGAAAGAAUCUGUCCUCCUUUCCUUCCAUCCUUUCCUGCUCCACUUCCCCUGAAGAAUGGGGCUGGAUGGACCUAGGAGAAGGAGCCUAGAGUCUUCCAGCCCUUGUACUCUUUAUGGCAAUCACUGCCAACAGCAAUGCCAUGUUCUGUGAAAUAAACUCAUCCGUGUCCCAA
Molecule: messenger RNA, 1007 nt
Organism: Lacerta agilis (Sand lizard)
Lineage: Eukaryota; Metazoa; Chordata; Lepidosauria; Squamata; Lacertidae
Gene: ATP6V0B
Product: ATPase H+ transporting V0 subunit b
Exons: 8
Coding region: 62-679 (205 amino acids)
Biological process (GO): proton transmembrane transport
Cellular component (GO): proton-transporting V-type ATPase, V0 domain
Molecular function (GO): proton-transporting ATPase activity, rotational mechanism
Source: RefSeq, a predicted model, not a curated record